This is a messenger RNA of Mya arenaria, 2728 nucleotides long. Its product is annotated as ras suppressor protein 1-like. The record is from RefSeq and is a predicted model, not a curated record. Lineage: Eukaryota; Metazoa; Mollusca; Bivalvia; Myida; Myidae. The transcript has 9 exons. The coding region runs from base 167 to 979 and encodes 270 amino acids. Gene Ontology annotation, molecular function: protein binding.
UUUAUAGAAUCAUGAUCAAAAUAAUGAAGAAUUAAGUGAACUAUUUUUAUGAGGAAGAAAUAUUACAAUUUAGGGUGUUGCUCGGCAUUUCCGGUUGUAAUUUGAUCCUAAUUUGGAGAGUAAAUAUUUAAGAUUUUUGCAACAUUUAACUGUUUAAAGCGUCAGUAUGUCAAAAUUAAAGAAAUAUGUUGAAGAAAACAAGAAUUCUAAGGCCUUGGAGAUGGAAAUUAUUGAUCGAGGUGUGACGGACCUCACCGAUGCGCCCAGCUUGUUUGACUUGUCACAUCUAACAAGGCUGACUCUGGCACAUAACAAAUUAACAAGUAUCCCAGCAUCUAUCACCAACUUGUACAAUUUGGAGAUCCUCAACUGCUUCAACAAUCACAUUAAGGAAAUUCACCCAUCAAUCAGUACAAUGACAAAAUUAAAGACACUUAAUCUUGGAAUGAACCGCCUGAGUGUCUUGCCACGAGGAUUUGGUGCCUUUCCCGUGAUUGAAGUCCUAGAUCUAACCUACAACAACCUGAAUGAGAACAGCCUUCCUUCCAACUUCUUCAAUCUAGACUCUCUGAGAGCAUUAUACCUUGGAGACAAUGACUUUGAGACAAUUCCGCCAGAGAUUGGAAGGUUAAAAAACCUUAUCAUUCUUGUGUUGCGUGAGAAUGACCUUGUGUCCCUGCCUAAGGAGAUUGGGGACCUGAUACGGCUACGAGAACUGCUCAUUCAGGGAAACAGAUUGACUGUGCUGCCUCCAGAACUCGGUAACCUUGACCUCGUGGGAUCUCGGCAGGUGUUCCGUGGGGAAAAUAACCCCUGGGUGACCCCGAUAGCGGACCAGUAUCAAGUUGGCGUGUCACAUGUGUUCGACUACAUCAGAUCUGAGACAUACAAGUUCCUGUAUGGGCGUCACCUAGCAGCUGGUGCCCCGCCUCCUCCCAAAGUGGCUGACAAGUCCAAGAAGAUCAGCAGGCUCGGAUGAGAAAUCUGUACACCUAUACCAGAUCCAUGAGUGCCGGGGCUCGGAUGAGAGAUCUGUACAUCUAUACCAGAUCCAUGAAUGCCUGGGCAUCCAUAUUUACCAAUUUUAGAAAGAAAACAUUACUGACUUAAACAUGUGUUCAUGGAAGAUAUGAGGGACAAUUAAAAGUACUUGUUAUAUUAAGUAGAUAUCAUCUAAAAUAGCUUUCCUUUUUCUGGGAAAUAUUCAGUAGUCAUCUCAUAUAAAGUUGUAUGGCUUGAUUAGGAAUUACCUGAUUAUAUUCAGCCAGACCUAGAAAACCUUUAACAAAGGGAGGUAUUGAGUCUUGUUAAUGUUGCUCUCCCUUACGUCUUACACUGCCAUUUUCAAAUAAUAAAUACAUGUCGGGAAUCAAUCACAUUUUCAAAGAUGAUGUGAUAACUGGAGAUUAUUCUUUGACUUUUGAAGUACCUGUAGUAAUAAAAUACUAUUUGUGCCUUGCUGUUAAGAGACAUUUCGAGAUAGUCAUCCUAAAGUCAGAUUCUGUAGUUUAUCUUUCGAAAUGUCAUCCUAAAGUCAGAUUCUGUAGUUUAUCUUAAUUAUGUUCAUAAACAUUUAUACAUGUAUACAUGUACUUGCUUGUAUUAUUAUGUUAAGUAUGGUGCUGAUUUUAUAUGCACACUUCACUGUAGAAGUAUGUAUAAAUCUUGUAUAUAUUUUUUGUAUAGUUUUAGUAUUAAGUUAUAAUUGUUGUUGUUUUUAAAAGUUAAUUGAACAAGGACAAGCAAUAGCAAUCCAAACUAUCAAUUGUUUUACUUCUGUAGCACUGUUACUUCUGUGGCACUGUGGCACUGGUUGUCUACAACUGGUAAGCUGUUACAUAACAUGAAGUCACUAAGGGCUAUUCAAUUUAAGCAAACAAACCUAACCUAGGAAGGCAAAACAAAGAAACUGUGUUGGAGGAGGUUCUUGUUUGCUACAUGUAUUUGCUUCCAACAGUUUAAAAAACUGAAGGCGGGCGGUCCAUUUUGAAAGAGCCAUCCUGGGCUAGGCUGUAUGUUUAAAUGGAACAGCAGUUAAGUGUCAGUAAAGUCGAGUAUAUUUGUACAUGUACAGAUACUGCUCUGUUUUAUAAGAUGCACUUUAAAUAAAAUGAUUAAGUCUAGUAUUGCUGAUUGUGAAAUUACUGUGCUCAAGUUCAAUUUAAAUUAAGAUUUGUGCCAUGAUGAUAAAUAAUGCUUGUGACUGUAAUUUUUUUUAGAAUAUUUGGAUUCAAAACAGUGCUCUUAUAUGAUGUUUAAUUUAAUUGUUUUCAGCUAUAUAAAUAGUCAAUUGAAACAGUUAUGUAAUGUAGAAUCUCAGUUAUAUCAUUUAAGCAUACCUCUAUUAUUUAUUUGUUAAUUACAUCGAAGCCAUAAAUGAUGUAUGGUAAGCUUUAUUGUACCUUCAAAAUACCGGUACUGCAAAACGUAUGUAUGUAAAAUAGUAUUAAAGACUCUUUUAAUUCCUUAUAUCAAUUAAAGAAAGAAAUUUCUUUGUGACAUGUUGCUACAUAUUGUAUAUUACAAGUUGUCAUAGAGUCCUUGUAAAAUGUAUUUCGCUUACUUGUAUAACUUCCUACAUGUAUAUUCUUACCUUUGGUAUCAUGUACAUAUUUUGCUGCUUUUUGUUAUACAUGUUAGAUAAGAAUUUCAUAGUAUGUAUUAUUGUUACUUCUCAGUAUCUAAACUUUGCUUUUGCAAAUUAAAUAACAUAACUGAAUUAACUUGA